AUGAACGAUUCGUCCUUUAAUAUUGUUAAUCUCUGUGAUGAGAUAUUACUCACUAUCUACAAUAAACUGGAUAACAUGGAUGUAUUAUAUUCACUUAUAGGUGUCAAUGGAAAACUCGAUAGAUUGGCUCGAGAUAUAACAUUUACACAAUGUGUUGAUUUAUCAAGAAUAUUUUCAAAUGAAAAGAAUAAUCUCAGAAAAAACUCGAUAAUCGAUCGAUUUUGUUUCGAUGUGUUACCUCAAAUUCACGAUCAUAUUCAAUCUCUUACUCUUGAUGCACUAUUAAUAGAUCGCAUCCUUCAUCUUGCUUCUUAUCCUAAACUUCAUCAACUAACUCUUCUUAAUGUUCAAUUUGAAAUGGCAUCUCGUAUUUUUGAUGGUACGUCAUACCUUGUUUUCUAUGUCAGUUAA
Messenger RNA from Adineta ricciae, 411 nucleotides. The record is from the annotation of a GenBank genome assembly. NCBI's taxonomy places the organism in Eukaryota, Metazoa, Rotifera, Eurotatoria, Adinetida, Adinetidae.